AUGUCGACUUCAUUACCGUCUCAGCUAAAAAAAAAAUGUGAAAUUUCAGAAGAUCUUAAAGACGCUUCAAUAAAAUCUUGGCUGAGUAGUGUGGGAAAGUUGCUUGACCAGGCGAAAUUAGCUAAUGAAAAGGGUGACUUGGAAACAGUCUACAUCUCUAAUGUUAAAGUUUCAUCUAUCCUUAUAGAAAUUAUACCAAAUCAUAAGGAAUAUGGGAAAAUAAGUGAAAAAGAGAAAAAGGACUUCUCGGACCUACGCACUGGAAUUUCAGACAUUUUAGCAAAGGCCGAAGCAGCAAGAAAAAUAUUAGAAAAUGAAAAUGAAAAAAAUCAGAAAAAUGGGGGUCAAGGAAGUGAAACUACAGAUAGUUAUAUACAGAUGCCAGUACCACAUCCUACCCCAGAACCAACAUCAAAUGUAUUCUUGAAUAGUACUAAUUCUUUGCAACAAUCAUCACCGUCUUGUCUAAUGAAUAAUAAUAUUGAUGGUGUAUCUUCGACUUUGACUUCAUCCGAAUCUAAUAGCUUAAAUGUUGUACAUAUGCAAAAUGGAACUCCCAAAUCUAAUAAUGCUCCAAAACAAACCAUUUAUCCGCAAACUCCGCCUGUCUCCGCACCAUCUUUUGAAACCCCUACACUUAAACAAUAUACGAAAUCUUUGCCAAAUAAAAAAAAAUUAUUAGAUUUUUUACCUGAUUCCAACAAAAUAGAGGUUAGCGUUUUGCGUGAUUUACUUAACACUACCGAAGAUCCAUCACGUAUAUUGGUAUUGGACGUUAGACACAGAGCUGCAUUUGAUCGUGGGCAUAUUAAGACAAAGAAUAUAGUUUGCUUGGAUCCCAUCAUUUUAAAGGAUGAGAUAUCAUCUAUCAACCUUGAGUCCAAACUUGUAGUUGGUCCUGAAUUUGAAAGAAAGCUUUUUGCUGACCGUCAUAAUUUUGAUUUGGUUGUAUAUCAUGAUCAAGAUUCCAGUUUCAUUCCCAUAGGGAAGACUUCGACUUCGGAUGAUAGAAAUGCCAUAAGGAAUUUAAUUCAAGCAAUCUGUGAAAAUGAAUUCAAAAAGCAUUUGAAGAGGGGUCCUGUAUUGUUGAAUGGAGGUUUUAAUGCUUGGGUUAGAUUGGUAGGUGAAUCUGGUAUUGAGUGCAAUGUUAAUAAUAAUACUCGAGCAAAUCAACGCGAUAGAGAUGCUGACCAAAAUAAUUCACCAAACACAAUUUCGAACCCACGAAUUACUGCCAUAAAUAAACCAAUAGCACAAAUUAUAAUGCCUUCACAAACUCCAACUUCUGUUUCUACUUCGACUACAACACAAUCAAGUCAUUCCUUAAAACGUCGUAAAACUGUAUUUGAUCAUCCGUACCAUGGCUUCAGUGAGAUAAAAGAUCCGGAGUAUGCUCCUCCGUUACCACCAAAAAAACACGAGAUUACUUCGGGUCCAACACCAUCAAUACCGUCCAAUACGUCAAUAUCAAAUACAUCUGCAAAUAGUUCAGAACAAAUGGCCAUGCAUCAUAAAUCGUCUUUAAUAUCUGAUAAUCAAAAUCAUCAUCGUUUUCCCCAAACAGAAAGUAGUUUCUCUAAGCUGGGAUCCUGCAUUGGUAUAACAGGAUUAAGAAAUUUAGGCAAUACUUGUUUUAUGAAUUCUGUUAUUCAAUGUUUAAGUGGGACUUUGCCAUUUGCCAGAUACUUUUUAGAUGGUAGUUUCAGACGACACAUUAAUAAAUCGAAUCCUUUAGGUACUAAAGGUGUUUUGGCUGAAGCAUUUGCAAAAUUGAUACAAGUGAUGUGGAGUGAACAGUAUCAUUUUGUUUCACCUGUGACUUUCAAGGAAGCUAUCGGACGUUUUGCACCCCAGUUCUCAGGGUCUGAUCAACAAGACUCUCAAGAAUUCCUUGCUUAUUUACUAGAUGGCUUGCAUGAAGAUUUGAACAUAGUCAUAGAUAAACCAAUAAUUAAAGAGUUAACGUCUCAAGAAGAGGAGGAAAUGGAAAGAUUACAACCACAGAUUGCAUCUGAGAUAGAGUGGGAAAAAUAUUUGAUGCGUAAUUCUUCUGUCGUUGUCAGUUUAUUUCAAGGUCAAUUUCGUAAUAAAUUGACAUGUUUGACGUGUGAAAAAACAUCCUCGACAUAUAAUGUUUUUAUGUAUCUCUCACUGCCUAUUCCUACGAAUAUCAAAGAUGGAGAACAGGUUGAUUUGAAAAUGUGUCUUAACGAUUUUACAAAAGAAGAGAUUUUGGAGGGAAAUGAUUCCUGGAAUUGCCCUAGAUGCAAAUGCCUAAGAAAAGCAAAAAAGCAGCUUACUAUUGCAAGAUUACCAGACAUCUUAUUGAUACAUCUUAAAAGAUUUUCAUUUGAUGGUCCUUUUAGGGAUAAACUUGAAACAAAAGUAUCUUUUCCACUUAGAAAUUUGGAUUUAACUUCGUAUGUGCCCACGCCAAUACCACAGCCUACUCCGAUUGGUUUCAUACCAAAAACGGACAUUCCUGGUUCUGGUGGAUCACGUUUCAAUUUACAACAAACUGGUCCUUUUACAUAUGACCUAUAUGCAGUUUCAAACCAUUACGGCGGAUUGAAUGGCGGUCAUUAUACCGCAUGCGUGCGAAAUAGAAACGAAUGGCAUACCUUUGAUGAUAGUCGAGUAUCGAUAUGCAACGAACCAAAUGUAAUGGUAUGUCUAUGA
Cetraspora pellucida is the source of this 2679-nucleotide messenger RNA. Lineage: Eukaryota; Fungi; Glomeromycota; Glomeromycetes; Diversisporales; Gigasporaceae. The record is from the annotation of a GenBank genome assembly.